Molecule: messenger RNA, 13134 nt
Organism: Nicrophorus vespilloides
Lineage: Eukaryota; Metazoa; Arthropoda; Insecta; Coleoptera; Silphidae
Gene: HUWE1
Product: E3 ubiquitin-protein ligase HUWE1
Exons: 26
Coding region: 264-12593 (4109 amino acids)
Biological process (GO): protein polyubiquitination; positive regulation of protein catabolic process; proteasome-mediated ubiquitin-dependent protein catabolic process
Cellular component (GO): nucleus
Molecular function (GO): zinc ion binding; protein binding; ubiquitin-protein transferase activity
Source: RefSeq, a predicted model, not a curated record
GCGAGUGAGACGACGCACAACGCCGCGAACUUCUCCCUCGCAAUAUUGUUCGUGAUUUCGGACUGUUGCGAACCGACUGCGCCUGCCGCAGCCAUUUCUCACCGUUCCCCGAGUGCUCAUACCAGUGAAUACGUGAAAGACGGCAAACCAUCGAAGGAUUUACUGCGGAUCUACGCGUUCUGAGACUACCGUACAGAGACUUAUGCUUUAAAAUAAAACAAAAAAUUCAUUAUAUUUCCCCUCCAAUGACAUGAUGAAGAAUCAUGGCGAGCGAGAGCAUAUACAGCAAUCCAACUGAAGACCAGAGGGAGGACGCCAAUAAUGAGGGGUCGAUAGACGACGACAACAGUACAACAAUGAAGAUAGAUAGCCGCCUCAGGAAGAGCACUUCCGAGCCGCCGGCCGAGUGCAAAGUUCUCAUAGACCGCCUCAAAAAAUGCAAUCGCAUUCAGCUCCUGGAGGAGCUCUCCAAGAUCAGUACAUGGACCUUCGGAAAGUGCGAGCUUGGGCACUGGAAGGAGGUCCUCACCAUCUUUGACAAUGUACUAGACGAAGCCGCCGAGAACGAGCCCGGCAAUGGCUGGUCACUAAAAUGUGACAAAUUUGAUGGCUCGAUUAUCAAAGACCAGGACAAGAUGAAUAACCGUAAGCUGCUCCUAUGGAUACUCCAUUUCACAACCUUGCUUAUCGAGCACUCUUUUUCUCGACAUACCUACAAGUCGAUGGAUAAGCUAUUGGCUCUAUUGGCCGCCAGUGACAUGUCCGUUGUCCUGGGAGUGCUUAAUUUGUUAUACAUGUUUUCCAAGAGAAGUAACUUCAUCACAAGGAUGCAAUGCGAUUUACGAUCCUCACUUGUUUCGAGACUACACAAUUUAGCAGAGAGUUGGGGUGGAAAGGAAAAUGGGUUUGGUCUAGCAGAUUGCUGCAACAGUCACAAGACGAUGCCGCCAUCCGCUACCACGCUUCAUUUUGAAUUCCACAACGAUAAUAGCUCUGAUCGCGACAAAGAGUGCUCCAAAGAUGGAAAAGAUACAAAAACGGAUAAGUCCAAACAGAACAUGACCUACAUACACGUGGAACAUGUGGAUCAACUGAGAAAGACCCCAGGAGAAAUCAUGAAAGGGCUUCUUGCCAUUUACAAUGUACCCCCAGAAAAGGAGAUGUUAUUGUUUACACAUGUGAGAUUGGCAUACCAUUUCUCGCACUACAGAAAUCGACUGUUCUGCGUGCAGGCACGUCUGCAAGCUUUAUCAGUGUUGGUAUACGCCAAUGCUUUGCAAGACUCUGCCCAUACACUACUCUACAAUGGGCUAUUGGAAGAACUGGUAGAGUUGAUCGAACUGAAAUUACCAUUUCUUGUGGAAAUUCGUUCAGCUGCAUUACGCACUUUAACAUCUAUCAUUCAUCUGGAUCGCAAUCCACAUUUCCCAAAGAAACCCGGCUCAAGACUAAACAAUAUUAUAGAUGUAACAGGAGCAAGCCAGUACCACGGUUUCCUUCCGGUUUUGGUUCGCAACUGUAUUGCGUCCUUGACAAAUCCGAAUGAACAAAGCUUACCCAAGUGCAAGAAACUGUCCGAUUUGAAAUCUGUUGAAGGUGAUUAUUCAGAGUGUUCUGAUCCAUCCAUACUAUUGGAUAUGGUUUCAGACAUCGCAAUGUCCACAACAGUUGAGAACAGCAAGCUCCGAUUUCCGCUACCUUUAGCAACAGCUUUGUUUAGCUUUCUUUACCAUCUGGCGAGUUACGAAUCAGGCGGCGAUGCACUAGUUUCCUGUGGCAUGAUGGAAUCUUUGUUACAAGUUAUAAAUUGGCAUGGUAUUGAGCUGGAGCAUAUUACUUUUGUCACUAGGGCGGUUAGAGUGAUUGAUCUUAUCACAAACGUUGACAUGCAGGCUUUCUACACACAUGGAGGACUACAAAGUUUUAUUGAGCGACUUGAUGUUGAGGUGAAUUUAUGCCGUCAUGAGCAUACUUACGAAUUCAAAGCUACUUGCUCAGAAGAUGUUGACAAAGCAAGCACAUCAGAUAGUUGUACAUCGGAGGAAGAGCCGCCAACUUCUUUCACGCAAAUCAAUCCAGACAAUGUCGGAAAAACGUGCCUUCCUCAGAGGACUGCAUUAUUGAAAUCUAUGCUAAACUUCCUUAAAAAGGCGUUACAGGAUUCCACGUUUUCCGAACAUAUACGACAUCUAAUGGAAGGUAGUCUUCCAAAUUCAUUGAAGCACAUUAUAUCGAAUGCCGAAUACUACGGACCUUCGCUGUUCUUGCUGGCUACAGAUGUGGUCACCGUAUAUGUGUUCCAAGAGCCUAGUCUAUUAUCGACUAUUCAGGAUAACGGUCUCACCGAUGUUGUACUGCAAGCUCUACUCGUGAAAGAUGUUCCUGCUACAAGAGAGGUUUUGGCUUCUCUACCAAACGUGUUUAGUGCGCUUUGCUUAAAUGCCAGAGGUCUUGCUUCAUUUGUAAAAUGCAAACCAUUUGAACGGUUAUUUAAAGUAUUGCUGUCACCAGCGUAUUUGUCAGCUAUGAGAAAAAGGAGGAGCUCUGAUCCACUAGGUGAUGCUGCUUCAAAUUUGGGAAACGCCAUGGACGAGUUGAUGCGCCAUCAACCCAGUUUGAAAGUGAAUGCCACCUCAGCUAUAAUUAAAUUGUUAAAUGAACUUUGCCAAUUAGGAACCGACCCUAAAUAUGUCUGCUGGCGACCACAUAGUAAAUCUGAAGUAUCGCCUAUUAUAAGCCCACGAUCGGCUAAUAAUGCGGAUGGAAAUUCGUCUGAUGAGGAAGAUGACGAUGAAGAAGAAGCUUCGACGUCCUCGCAGAACGCCCAAGCAGAUACUCAAGAACAGACAAACUCCAGCGAAAAGCAGCCAAUUGCUCUAACUGAAUACAUACUUAACGUUACUAAGUUCAUCGACGCUAUAUUGAGUAAUAACUCCACGGAUGACCAUUGUAGAGAAUUCGUUAACCAAGGCGGUUUAGCGCCACUUCUCAGAAUACUGGGAUUACCGAAUCUGCCUGUAGAUUGUCCUGUUACAAAUUCCGCGCAGGCAGUAGCAUCUGUAUGUAAAAGCAUCCUGAAUUUGGCCCACGAACCUAAGGUUUUAGAACAUGGCCUUGCCCAGUUGAAUCAAGUCCUUCAAAAGUUGGAACCUCUGUAUUCACAUAUGGAUGUGCCAGGCGGAUCGAAAUUGCUCCAUGAGCUCGCCAAUGCUCCUCAUCUAGAGUCUGCUUUCAAUACCGCGUCAUCCACUCCACUUUUACACGCCAUGGGCGCUGCCCAUGGGUACGUACUGAUGUUUGUUCAUGUAUGCAGAACAGGCCAAAACGAAAUUCGUACACUGUCGUUACAACAUUGGGGAUCCGAGGAUGGUCUAACAGUGCUGAAAGGUUUAGCUGAGCUGUACACAUCCCUGGUUUGGGAAAGUACCUUGCUGUUAGCAUUGUGCAGCGACGAUGUGAUACCAUCCGAUUGUGAUUUUGGAAAAGAGGACAUGGAGAAGCUUAACGUUCCGCUCACCACCGAACCUAAGAGUGAACAAGUAUGUCAGCGUAUGACGCGCUCGCGAACUCGGGCACUAAAAGAAAAGCUAUACAGUUCCCGAUCCUGUUCCUCAUCCCACUCAGAACUUGCCCCUAAGUCUAAACGAAUUAAAUUGUGCGAAGAUUUCUGGGAAACCGGAGGUGAUACAGGGAAUGUAGCAUCAGCAAUGGAGGCCCUCACAACCAAUCCGUCAACAUCAUCGAUGGACGUCGAUUCUGAAGCAGCUACGAAUAACAAACCAACGAGUCAACAAUUAAAGUACAUUAAACCGUUAUUGGGAGCAUCUUCAAGACUUGGACGAGCUCUAGCCGAAUUAUUCGGUUUGUUGGUUAAGCUGUGUGUUGGAUCACCCAUCAGACAGAGACGGGGUCAAAACGUUGUUUCUCCACCAACUUUGCCGAGUGCAAGAUCCGUAGCAACUGCAUUAAACCUUUUAUUGGCCAAUGGAUUAAAUUAUCAAAAAUUGCCUCCAAGUCCUGUGCCGAAGUUCAGGCUUACAUUCUUGAUAUGCAGUGUCGGUUUUACGAGUCCAAUGCUUUUCGAUGAGAAAAGAUAUCCAUAUCAUCUUAUGCUCCAGAACUUUUACAAUCUUGGUGGUCUGGCCACGUUCUUCCGGGCAUUCGAGUGGGCACUCAGUGCUGAUGGAACUAUCGAUAUCCACACUGCAAUCGAAAAUAAAAGUUUACCAGAAGGAACUGGAGAGUUUCUGGAUGCAUGGCUAACGCUUCUAGAGAAAAUGGUGAAUCCAAAAGCAAUUUUGGACUCUCCUCACGUCAUCUCAUCUAGAGGUGGAGCAAAUGCUGGUAGAUCAUCGUUUGAUCCACUGAAAUAUUUGAUGCAAAUUCACUCUGAUGCCUUUACUGCUGUGAUGCUAUUGUGGGGAAAAAAGCCAUUAGCCAACUAUGGCGUUCGCAUGAGCGAGUCCAUCCUGACUAUUCUGAGACAUAUACUUAGGGGCGAGAAAAUCAUUCGUGAUCGCCUAAAUAAGUCUGACGAACCAACUAAAACUGAAGCUACCGCCCCAGCCGCUCCUACUACUGUACAAACAGCAAUCGCGGCGGAACCACCGGCCCCUCGGUUCGAAAACGACGUUAGUUCAGACAGCCUGAAUGCUUUAUUGGAGAUGGGCUUCUCCAGGGAUCCGGCUGUGGAAGCUUUGAUUCGUACGAUCAACUUGGAACAGGCCACAGAGUAUCUCCUGUCGAAUCCAGCAGCCAGAUCUACUCCGUCGAAUGAGUUCGAGAUGACCGAAGACGAUCAAGUUUCCCAGGCCAUCGCAAUGAGUCUCGGAGAGGCUGGCUCGUCUACACCUAAGAAAAAAGAGGUACCAGACGAACCUCAACCGAUCUCCGAGAAGCUGAUCGAUGGCUUUACGCACGGCGCUCUGGAUAUAGCCUUGGAAUUAAUUGAAGUCGUACCCGAGUCCGUGUUUAAGGUGUGCGAUCUGUUAGUCAUGGUGAUAAAGCGCAACGAAAAGAGAAUUGGACCCCAAUUUCGGGACUUCCUAUUAGAUAAAUUACUACUGGAAAUCUACGAUCUUUCUACUAAAAUAUUGCAAGAUGCUUCAGCUAUAAAGAUGGACGUCAAAGGUGAAUCGAAGUUGUCUCAACGCUUAGGACUCUACACUCAUCUCUAUACUCUGUUCUUCGAAGUGCCAGCUUACUUCGAUAUGCGCGGACCGUGUGGUCUGGCAAUCUACCGUUGCGAAUUGGUGCCGCAUUUCAUCAAGUUGUUGUAUUUAGCCGAAGAAGCAUUGACAGCUAACAAGAAGGCGGUGGUACCAAAGUGGUUAACUCCGAUUCUUCUACUGAUGGAUUCGUUAGGCAAAGUGUCCGUAAGCACACAGCGAAAAAGAAACAUGCAUUUGGUGACAAAGCGCAUUUGGAAAUGGUUCGACGUUGUUUCCGGAAAAUGGACAAAGUACUCUGAUGCCAACAAUAAGCUCAUCAACGAUGCUUAUUGGAAUGGUGAACAAACAGUGCGAAUCACAUGUGGCAGACGACGUUAUACCAUUAGUUUCACUAGCAUGCAGCAGAUCAAUGAAGAGAGUAACAAUAACCGACCUAUCAGCAUGACCCCCGUUAAUUUGUACAAGUUAACUGAAUUAAAAGGAAACGAGAACUACGAUGAAAUGGAAAUCGAGCAGGUUGCUUUAAGCGAAAAAGAAAAUGCCCGCUGUUUGUUUAUGCCUGGAUUCAGCAAAGAGCAGGCCGAGGAUAUUGUUAGGAGUUGCGUAACACUCAUGCAAUCCGACAUCGAUAAAGAUACAUUGCACGCUCUGAUGAGGGUUUGCUUAAGACUUACACAGGAUUUUAAGGUGUCUAAGAUAUUUGUUAAAGAAGGUGGAAUUGCAUGUUUAUUGCAAGUAAAAGAGAAAUUCGCGUUCAAUGGAUUCAGAACAUUGGCCACCUUAUUGAUACGGCACACCUUGGAAUCGCACGACAUUCUUGCCUAUGCCAUUGAAAAAGUAAUUCGUGGUCGGACUUUAAAUUCCCUACCUCCUUCAUAUAAGGAGAUGAUGUUCCUGCUACGUAGUAUUGGUAGUGCGAUAACAAGAAAUUCUGAUAUUUUCUUUGAAGUGGCGAAAAGAACUCUGAGGAUUGAUAAUGUUUAUCGUAGAAAUCCUCUCGAUGAGGAUGUGGAUGCAAGACUGCCUCUUGGAACAGAACCAACAACCAGGACGACAGCUCCAGUUAUGAAUGACGUCGAAUCAAUGAAAGUUGUAUUUACUCUCCUAAAUGCGCUCGUUAGGCCGAUCGAAGCAACUUUGAUUGUAGAUCAAGAGUUCGAAAAUUCAAGUAGAACCCAAACCACUAAUACAUGUGCUACUAUGUACCAAAGAGCCAGCGAUUUAUUAAGCAAUACUUCAUCUGCCAAUGACAUACUGAACCUCGAUAGUCAGGAUGAUCCUAGGUCGAAACUUACUAGGACAACAAGUGAGAUUGUCAUCGAAAACAAAUUAGAAUGUGAUUUUAAUCAACGACCUAUUUUGGCAAAGCAAAAUAUUUUGAAAAUUCUGGCUGAUGCAGUAGUAUCAUAUGCAGGAGUCGCUAAAUUGAUCACCGACUAUUCAUAUGAUCAUAAUUUGUUGGAUGAGCUCCAAGAGGACUGUACUUGCUUGGCAUUCCUCUUCGAUAAAAUUCUGCCAAUGGAUGAGCUAGUUUCUGAUAGAGAUUGUUCCAUGAUGUGCCGAUCGUUAAUCGCAGGAAUUGCUUCCUGUAACCAUGCUCCCGAUGCGCAAGCAUCGCUUGUCACUGAAGUGAAAGCAGCCCUCAUCCGAGCAUUGCUAAUGCCUGAGUCGACGGAAAAACAUGUCAGAAUACAACAUAUUACUGGCAUCAUUGUUGGCAUGAUAGAACAAUGCCCACCGGUACAGCAAGUUCGCUUCUAUAAAUCUCAAACAUUCAAUGCUAACGUGAACAAUAUCGCGAGAUUGAUGUUAAGGAAAGGUAUAUUUAAUGAUUUGGCUCGAGUACCCCAUUGCUUGGACAUGUCCAGUCCUAGUUUUCCUGUGACUAUUAACUCUGCUUUGAAACCGAUGGAAUGUUUGUCAAAAAUAGUCAACCAGCCAGUAACUGGAAACGUUGCUGGAAAUAAUGCCAAGAAGCGAAGACGAACUAUUAAUAUAGAAACAGUUGCUAGUGGAACCACCUCUACAGAUGCUACCAACGCGCAGGGCGAAGAAACAGCGGAGGACACAGAAAAUACUGAUCAUGAUAUUUCUGCUGUCGCCUCGAGUCUUGAAGGAAAUGCCAUGUCAUCAAAUACCAGGGAUCACGUUUUGGAUGAAAUAAUGGAACAACUAUUGGAUAGUGGACCAGAAGUUGAGGGAACAAUGGAAAUCGAUGACCCGAUCCAUGAGACCUACGAGAACGAACCCGAUGCUACGGUAAGGGAAGAAUUAAUGAGCACUGACUCUGGGGAAUCUGAAGAGGACGUAGAAGAAGAUGAGAAUGAUGACAAUGAUCCAGAUGAUGAGGCUGUCAAUAAUGAUGUUGAUGCGGAGGAUGACGAAGAAGAAGAUGAUGAUGAUGACGAUGAUGAUGAUGAUGACGACGAAGAAGAAGAUGAGGAAGAGGAGGAUGAAGAUGAUGAGGAUGAUGAUGACGAUGACGACGAUGAUGAUGAUGAAAACGACGAGGAGGAGCUAGAUGAUGACGAAGACGAACAGGAAUUUGGAGAAACUACUUACGAAAACGCUCCGAAUGUGGAUAGAGAUGAAGAUAUUGUGAUGAUACAAUAUGCUGAUCAUCAUGAAACCGAUGAAACGCUUCCUCUGGUUAGGUGGAACGAUAACGGGUUCGCAAUUCCUAUACUAGAUGAUUCUCGUACCACCACCGACCAAUCAGCUCCAGCUGUACAUCCUUUGCUUGUCUCGAGACAUAAUACUGAAACAGUUGCUAAUCCCGUGACCCGUACCCAAAGGACCAAUCGCGCACGCCGAUAUCAAUAUCUGCAGCUUAAUACAAGAAAUACGAAUCCUCCAGUAAUACUGCAAAGAUUACUUGGACCAGCUGGACAAAAUAUUCAUCUUCCGAACUUUAUCCCAGCGUCUGGUAUGGUCGGUGUAAGUAACAUCAGCAGAAGUGAUUCUGCUAGAGUUCUCGUAAUGGAUAACUUCGGAAUCUUUCCUUCCGUCGAAGAACAAAUUGAUUUCGUUGACCAGACUGGCUAUUUUCUGGGUCACAACAUGAUGGCUACCAUCAAUCAUAUACCCGUCGUUCUACAUUGGUGGAAGGAAGAAUCCCGAUUUGUAGAUGGUGAUUCUACACAAGACAUCAUCACUUACAUAAGUAAUAAGCUAAUACCGAAUCUCAUCAAACUCAGGAAUGCUGAAAUAAAUGAACGCAAAAAGAAAUUAGAACAAGACUCGAAGUCUACUAAACCAACUAAUAAAACAGAUGAAGAGCCCAAAGAAGAAACAUCCGAUGCAUCUAUGAACAUGGCAUUCCCUUCUGCAACAGCAGCUAUGGUUGCAGCGAUGGCUGCGGCAUCUGCACCACCCAGUGUUGCUGCGGCAACUAGACAACUUCCUGCUGCAACACGUGCAGAAAUUAACGAAGCUUUGGAAGGAAUCGGUAUAGAGAGGGGAAUCAUAGGAACAAGACGCCGUAUGACGAGAACUGGUACAGUACCCAACUGGCCAAUGCCAAUGGGUUUCAGUUCAGAACUCGACAUAAACCCUAACAUGCUAUCAUCCUUAGCACGUCACAGCAGCCCUCCCAUAUUGGAAGUACUGCAAAUGAGAAGAGGCGAAGAGCCAGCUGGCGAUGCAGAUGAAGAACAAGACGAAGAUCAAAUGGAAGACCUUCAGACUGAGAGCCGUAGGCUGGCUGCUACUUUCCGAAACAUAUACAAUCAAACAGUCGGUCAACCUCCUGCUGCUGCCGUGAAUACUAGUACAACAUCCACUAGCACAAGUACCAGUACUACUGCAACAGAAUCAUGUCAAACUGAAAGCCAAGAACGAGCUACUGCUGCUGCUACAGAGACAGCCACACAAGCAAGUACAAGCAGCUCAGAAAGUCCCGCAACAUCGGGUCAAUCUGUACGUAAUGCUGACGGCGAAGAGAUUCCAGAGGGCGUAGAUCCCUCCUUCUUGGAAGCUCUUCCCCCGGAAAUGAGGAGAGAGGUGAUCGAGCAGCACAGAAUGCUGCGCCUCCAGCAGCGUGUAAGCAUGGGAGGUUCGGCGGCAGGUGAUCAAAGUGUUGCUGGUGGUUCAAGUGAAGUAAGUCCAGAAUUUUUAGCCGCCUUGCCGCCUUCUCUGCAAGAGGAGGUUCUAACUCAACAACGGUUAGAACAGCAGAGGCAAGCUGCGGCCCGUGCCAAUCCAGACGAACCUGUUGACGCAGCUUCGUUCUUCGAAACACUGCAACCUUCUUUGCGUACAAUGAUCUUAUCUGACAUGGAGGACUCUCAAAUGUCAGCUCUACCACCAGAUCUAGCCGCAGAAGCUCAAACUUUGCGUCGCGAUUGGGAAGCACGCAACAGACAAGUACAAGAGCGCUUCCUCGAAGCUAAUCUAACAACUAUUAUCAGGCAUUCUGCAAGAGGUAGACUGGGCUCCCGCUUCAACACGACACACUUAUUACCACAGUGGGCUCAAAGGCCCGAUUUCACAACUAUUAGUGCCAGUGGCCAUUUCAAGAUACGCGGACGUCAGCUGCUGGAUCACGAGGCGUUAUCAUGUAUGCUAAUCCUGUUAUUUGUCGACGAUCCAAAGUUGAACACUGGAAGAUUACACCGAGUCAUCAGGAACUUGUGCUACCACGUUCCUACCAGAGAUUGGGUGAUUAAGGCAAUACUUUCUAUUAUUGAACGCAGUGUGCACACAAAACUGGACGAUAAUUUGAACAAACCAAAGAAAAUACCGAAGCCCGGUCCACUAAGCAGCAAACUGACUACCGAUGCCAAAAAUAUGGGCAAUGGCGCAAAUUGGCUGAAUAUCCGCAUGGAAGCGGCACUCGGCUGCCAUGCCAAUGUAUUUAUUGUCAACAGAGCAUCAGGAAAACGCACAGAGAAGAACGCGAGCAAUUCAACUGUCAGCAUCCAUCCUCAAGCAGCUCCGGUGGUGUGCAGGAAUGCUUUGGACCUAUUUGUAUCGUUGUCCAGAAGUUUUCCUAGCUACCUGCUGCCUCUUAAAUUUAAAGAUAAAUCCAAAGCGUCUGCAAGUAACAGCAAAAAACAUGAAGCCACAGACUUUUGGGAAAUGUUGUUAAAGUUAGAUGCAGCUAGCACCAAAAAGGGCAAAUGUUUGAACAAAGGUCACAGUAAUUUUAAUAUGUGCAAUGAUGUAGAAAAUCUGACGCAGUCUUUCGAGCAAUCGCCGUUCGGUCAACUUAUCGGAAUGCUAUCUUCCAAUGUCAUUUGCGGAAGUAUUCAGUUAACUGAUAAACUUCUGAAAUUGUUAUCAGUUAUAUCGCAGGGUAUGCCAGAGAUCGUCAAAGAAGAUUCUUCGGCCUCUAAGAAUUUGGUUCAAAAUUAUGAAAGCGCUUCAGCUCCAGAAGGCGCACUCAAUUUGGCUGUUAAUGUGUUGACUUAUAAGAGUUGUUCUGAAGAAGGAUUAGAGGAGGUUACUACACUACUAUUGAAUUUAUCAAACUGUUCGUUAGACAUGAGUCAUUCCAUACUGAGUUUACUCUUGAACGGUGCCAAAAGAAUAGGCGAAAUAGUCCGUGAACAAAUAAUGGAAAUGUUAAACGAGUUACAGGCGACUCACACCAGCCAAAAACCUAAGGUGACAGAAGACGCGUCUGCACCAAGCACGUCGAAAGGAGUUUUGUCCAACAGAUUCACCAAUGAGCAUGUCGUUAUUUCAGCAUCGACUAAAGUUAAGUCCGCAUGCGAUCUGCAACUUCCCUCAAUGGCACCUCUAACGUCUAAAUCGUCCAGUCAGGUAUUCUUUUUGAGAGUACUUCGCGUUAUUGUCCAGAUAAGAGAAGCUAUCGUUAAGAAGGGUUCUGAGAACGAUGAAACUCCAAUAAUUUUGUCUCCAUUAAGCGAUCAAUUAGACGAUAUGGAAGGACUCUGGCAAUCUUUGAGUUUAUGUUUAUUGGAGUUGGAGCAUACUCCUGAUCAUCAUGCCGUCCUUGUUUUACAACCAGCGGUGGAAGCUUUCUUCCUAGUCCAUUCACCGCAGCCGGAUGUGUCAUUAACAGCGCUUAAGACUGCUGCAGAAGCAUCGGGAUCAAAUGAACGAGAGGAAGCAUUCCCAGCAGCUGUUGGGACGGAGCUUCCCGCUACAGAUGGAACCAGUGGUCGUGUUAGCGUUCCUCCAGAUCAGCUUAAAUUCUUGAACUUCGCUGAAAAACAUCGAACAGUCUUAAAUCAAAUUUUACGUCAGACAACUGCACACCUCGCCGAUGGACCAUUCUCAGUUCUUGUUGAUCACACAAGAGUGUUAGAUUUUGAUAUCAAGCGGCGCUACUUUAGAACCGAAUUGGAGCGUCUCGAUCAGAAUUUGAGACGCGAGGAAACUGCCGUUCAUGUAAGAAGAGAACACAUCUUUGAAGAUUCAUUCAGGGAACUAUACAGACGCACUCCCGAAGAAUGGAAAAAUAGAUUCUAUAUCGUUUUCGAAGACGAAGAAGGUCAAGAUGCUGGUGGGCUUUUGCGCGAAUGGUAUGUAAUAAUAUCCAGGGACAUAUUCAAUCCAAUGUAUGCGCUAUUCACUGUCUCCCCCGGAGAUAGGGUGACUUACAUGAUUAACUCAGCAAGUCACUACAAUCCUAAUCAUCUUUGUUAUUAUAAGUUUGUGGGUAGAGUUAUCGCCAAGGCAAUUUACGACAAUAAGUUAUUGGAAUGCUACUUUACCCGGUCUUUCUAUAAACACAUCCUAGGAAUUUCUGUCAAAUACACUGAUAUGGAGAGUGAGGACUACAGUUUUUAUAGAGGCUUAGUCUACUUGAUGGAAAAUAACAUCGACAACCUAGAUUGUGAUUUGACAUUCAGUACCGAGAUUAACGAGUUUGGAGUCACCGAAACCAGAGAUUUAAUUCCAAAUGGAAGAAACGUUUCCGUAACAGAGGAAAAUAAAAUGGAAUACGUUAGAAGGUCGUGCCAGAUGAAAAUGACCGGAGCCAUCAGACAACAGCUGACAGCAUUCCUGGAAGGUUUCUACGACAUCAUCCCCAAGAGACUUAUUUCAAUAUUCAAUGAACAAGAGUUGGAACUCCUAAUAUCCGGCCUUCCCAACGUGGAUAUCGAGGAUUUAAAAUCGAACACUGAAUACCACAAAUACCAAUCUAAUUCCCUUCAGAUUCAAUGGUUCUGGCGAGCUUUACGAUCGUUGGACCAGGCCGAUAGAGCAAAAUUCCUUCAGUUUGUGACUGGUACAUCGAAAGUUCCUUUGCAAGGAUUUGGUGCCCUCGAGGGCAUGAAUGGAGUUCAGAAGUUCCAAAUACACAGAGAUGACCGUUCAACUGACAGAUUACCAUCGGCGCAUACCUGCUUCAACCAGUUGGAUCUACCAGUCUAUGAAACAUAUGACAAGUUGCGCUCAUAUUUGCUGAAAGCAAUUCAUGAGUGCUCAGAAGGCUUCGGCUUUGCUUAAAUUAUAAAUGUUCUCUUUUUCACUCUUAAUUCUUUUUGUUUUGAAGACUGAUCAGUGUGUUAAGGUGUCCAAUUAAUGGUCUUAUGAGGCACAUGUAUUUCUCAAUGUGACAUUACUUAACACUCCACAAAUAUAUAUAUAUAAAUUUAUAUAUAUAUAUAUUAUCUGUUAAAAGAAACCAUAUAUAUAUAUAACAAAUAUUUUUCCUUUUAUGUAAAUAAGUUAUAUUUGAGUGUACAGAGCUAAUAUUUUGCAAUGUAAAUUAUAAGAUGUUAGCGCAAAGGGAAGUUCUACACUGCAAGGGUUUAAAAAAAAAAGAAUAACAUGAAAACGAAAAAGUAAAAUUUGCGAUGUUUGUGAUCCUCUUUAGUUUACUCCUUAUUUAUGUGUAUAAAGUUUCUUCAAUUCAGAGGCACACGUAUUUUUGUAAAGAGGGCCGAAUGGCAUUUUGACGUGAUAGAUUGAAUUUGAAUGAUCCUCAGAUUCACUCCUUUAUUGUUAAAUUUUAAGAAUGAAUAUUUUCUCUAUUUUCUUUGAUUAU